Tetrahymena thermophila SB210 is the source of this 522-nucleotide messenger RNA. Its product is annotated as transmembrane protein, putative. The transcript has a single exon. NCBI's taxonomy places the organism in Eukaryota, Ciliophora, Oligohymenophorea, Hymenostomatida, Tetrahymenidae. The record is from RefSeq and is a predicted model, not a curated record.
AUGAAGACUAAAUUUCUGAACAGAAUUUUAAUUUUAUUGUCUGCUACUUGUUUAUAAUAUUUGCUAGCCUCAAAUUAUUGUAUCUAAAAAUGUUUAGUAGAUUCUUGUUAAAGCUAUAAAGUUUAAAAGGAUUGUCUCCAUAAAAUUUUAUAAGAGUUAAACGAAGUUAAGAAUAAUUGCUCUCCAAAAUAUGCUGAAAGCUGUCUUUAAAAAUAUUGUACAAGCGAUGAGUGUAGAGAUAUGAUUGAUUGCUCUGAAGAUUGUGACUAUGAUUUUCUUUAAGUCUUAGAUUUUAAAUUCAAUUUAAAAUCUACUCACAAAAAUAUUAAAAAUAAUCACCAUUUAAUAAAGCAUUAUGAAGAAUAAGGAAUAUAAACAAAUGUAGAUGACACAUUUAUUGAUGAUACAAUCAAUAAAGUUAGAGGUCAUCAUGGACACAAUAGACGCCAUGGCUUAUCUGGCUAAGUACUAUCUGCAAUUUUACCAAUAAUUUUAAUUAUUUUAUAUACUCUUACCAUAUGA